ACAAUAAAUGUUAUAACAUGGCAAAUGUGUAGUUAAUUGGGCUGCAUUUCUCUUACCACGUCCUGUCAUUGCGGUCGCCAUGUUGCAUUUUUACGACGCUAGUGUUCGCUGACGGUAGUGAUGUUUACAGUAAGAAGAGCGAAAAGUGUUUACCCGUUUGUAGUCUUCACUGCGUAUACGACCUAUUACGAUUGGUUAUAGGUUUUUAUUUGUAAGUUGUCUUACAAGUAAUAGUAUAAGAUAGUGGUGGAAAAAGACAAUUUUGCUUUGGGGAAAAAAGCAAACUUGACAUGGUUUGACCCAACUAGGAUUCCGUACUGGGCAACGGUAGGACUUACGACACCACGCUGGCCGUACGGCCGGUAGUGUAGUCGCUACGAUAGUGCAGGUAACAUGUGUGGAGUUUGAUUUAGCUUUAUCAGACUUUAUUAGAAAUUUUAUUAACUUUAAACGACCGGAGGGCGUCAUGCACGAAAGGUCGCUUCCCGCCUCGCCCAACUGGUACUGCUCGCGCUGCAGUGACGUCAACAGCAGCGGUUUACUGGGCGUUGGAGCCAAAAACAUCAUCUAUCUGAUUGAUGUGUCUGCAUCCUCCUGCAGGGUCGUAGGGGAGCUCGUCGGCCAUAAAGACUUUGUGUCGAGCUUUUCGUUCUGUCAGCAUGCAGGGCAGGGCCACGUCUGCGUCAGCUCCUCCAACGACGGGAGCGUUCGCUUCUGGGACUCGGACAACAAGGUGCUCCUAAGGGAGCAUGCGGCUCAUCAGAGCCCCGUGGCGGCGGUGCACUGGUCUCCGCUGGAUAAGAACCUGGCGGUGUCGGGGGACGAGAAGGGCGUCGUGGUCUGCCACUGGCACAACACGGGAGACACGGCCAGCUUCUUCCCAGAGCCCAGGACCAUCUUCUGCCUCUCCUGCUCCCCCCACACCUGGAGCUCUGUGGCCGUCGGGUACAAAGACGGGAUGAUCGUGCUGAUCGACGUGAGCAAGAAAGGCGAGGUGACGCACCGUCUCCGAGGACACGAGGACGAGAUCCACUCGCUGGCGUGGUCUCCCCAGGCCGGCGAGGACGCCUUCUACAGCAGACAGGAGGACAGCGAAGCAAACGGUGGAGUGUCUGCAGGAGACGCGGCCGGCUGCUACCUGGCGUCGGGGAGCAAAGACCAGACGGUGAGGAUCUGGAGCUCGGCGAAGGGGAAAGCUGUGAUGACUCUGAAACUGCCCUAUCUGAAGAAGAGAGGCUCCACGGUCGACCCCGGCGUCAAAGAGAGACUCUGGCUCCACGUCCACUGGCCGAAGGGACGGCCCACGCAACUCGUGUCCAGCUGCUUCGGUGGUGAGUUGGUGAUGUGGGACCUGACCCGGACAGGGAAGCAGAGGUGGACCCUGUUUGGGACUUCCUCGGAGGGUCAGAACCACAGCCGGAUCGUCUUCAGCGUGAGUUCGGUCCGCCUGCAGGACGACAGAGAGCUGCUCAUCAGCACCUCCAUGGACCGAGAGAUAAAAUGCUGGGACCUGGCCUCUCUGGACUGCUGCUGGACUCUGCCCACCCUGGGCGGCUUCGUCUACGCCCUGACCUUCUCCCCCGUGGGUGCCGGGUGUCUGGCGCUGGGCGUCGGCGACAACAUGAUCCGGGUGUGGAACACGCUGACCACCCAGAACCAGUACGACACGCGCUCCUUCUGGCAGGGCAUCAAGUCAAAGGUCACGGCGCUGGCGUGGCACCCCCAAAAAGAAGGAUCCCUGUCUUUUGGAACGGACGAUGGUAAAGUCGGUAUCUACGAUGUCUUCUCUAACAGACCGCCGCAGAUAUCGAGCUCCUAUCACAGAAAAACGGUGUACACGCUGGCCUGGGGGCCCCCGGUCCCCCCAAUGUCCUUUGGCGCCGCCGGAGGAAAGCCGGCCUACAGCCUGUACAGCUGCGCCGGCGAAGGCGUCAUCCUGCAGCACGACCCGUCUCGGCUGAGCGGAGACGCGGCGGACAUCGACAGGCUGAUCCGAGACACCAACAGCAUCAAGCACAAGCUGUCUCCACACACCGACCUCCGCUGGAAGCCAGAUGGGAAAGUGGUCGCCAUCGGCAACGAGGACGGCUGCAUCGACGUGUACGAGGCUCCCGCCCUGAAGCUGCUGUGCAGCAUCCAGCAGCACCACAAGAUGAUCAACACGCUGCGCUGGCAUCACGGCCACGGCUCCUCGCCGGAGCUGCACUGCCUGCUGGCGUCGGGCUCCAGCAACGCCACCGUCUACGUGCACGACCUCCGCCCCGCCAUAGAGAAUCCUCCAGAAAGCCCCGUGGUGAUGACGGAGCCCUUUCGCAGGCUGUGUGGUCAUACCUCUAAAAUCACCAGCAUGGCCUGGAGUCCUCACCACGAAGCACGGCUGGUCACCGUCUCCUAUGACGCCACGGCCCAGGUAUGGGACGUGCUGCCCGAGGCGGCGGUCUGUAACUACCGGGGCCACAGCGGUUACCUGCUGUGCGUGGACUGGUCGCCGGUCGACCCGGAUGCCAUCUGGACGGGAGGGAAGGACUUCACCCUGCAGGAGUGGAGAGUCUCCAAACAAGAGUUUAAAAAGCCCCCCAAAGGGAAAAAGAUGGUCGACCUGAAGGAGAAGAUGAAGGCCAACCCCAAGCAGAAGAGGAAGAACAAGAAGGCGUCGGCGGCCGGGGGAGCUACGCCGCCGGAGACGAACGGAGAGCACGUUACCGGAGGCGAGAAGGCGGCGGGACAAGAGCUGUCUGGGGAAGAAGAGGAAGAUGAAGUCGGCUCUACCAACAGUCCUGUACCUCCAUCAGUUUCAGCCGCUUUUGAGACGCAACGGAAAUCUUUCACCGCUGUAAAGAGCAAAGACAAACCAGACUUGGCCCUGCUGAAGAAGAAGAAGCCCCGGUCCAUGCUGCCCAUCAGCACCUCCAUGGACCAUCGGCCCAAAGAGGAUCUGCUGCAGGACUGCGUCACUCUGGCCUCGGUCAGACACAGCUCUGCAGGGUGUGUCCCAGGCCAGGGAGAGCACGUCCACCUGGGCCUCUUCUCUGACAGACAGGCUCUGUACCGCAUGUUUGAGGCAGAAGAGGAGGGCCACGUGGAGGCGGGCCACUUUGACUCUGUGGUGUACCUGCGGCUGUGGAGCGGAGACCUGCAGGGGGCGCUGCAGCUCGCCACCGAGAGAGGAGAGCUGAACGACCACCUGCUCUCCCUAGCUCCUAUGGCCGGGUUCGAGGUGUGGAGCCGGACGGCCGAGGCAUUCGCCAGGCAGCUGUGUCUGCAGGAGCAGUACCUGAAGGCAGCGUCCCACCUGCUGUCCAUCAACCGGCUGUACCCGGCCGUCGACCUGCUGCGCUCGCACAAGCUCUACAGGGAGGCCAUAGCUCUGGUCAAAGCGCGGCUGCCCACCGACGACCCGCUCCUGAAGGAGCUGUACACCUGCUGGGCCGGCGUGCUGGAGAGGGACGGCCAUUUCUCCUCCGCUGCCAAAUGCUACCUGGCUGCUGGGGCCAGUUUCGACGCCGCCAAAGUGAUCGCCAGGAAGAACGACAUCUCCUCGCUUAGGACGGCGGCCAGUCUGGCGAGGCUCUCGGGAGAGGCGUCUCUGGCCCAGUCGCUGGCGCUGCGCUGCGCUAAAGACCUGGCUGUGGCCCAGGACUGGACCGCCGCCCAGGACGUCCUGAGCUCACAGGACAGCCUGCUGGUCCACCGGCUGCAUCUUUGCGCCGCCGAGCUGCUGGCCGCCGAGCUGCUGGCCGACCCCCAGCCCUGCGUCUCCAGUCACCCGUGGGCGUCGCCGGGCCGGCGUCCCCGCUGCAUCCUGGACCGCGUGAGGGACGUGUGGGAGGAGCAGUUCGGGGUCUCCCAAACGUCGGCUGGACAGCGCAGCGCCGCGGCUCUCCGACAGGAGCUGAAGUCUGUGGAGAGUCCGACGCCCAGCGCCAACAUUCCUCUGAGACAGGUCCAGCUGUAUUCAUCCCUACAUCUGACCCGCGCCGUGUUGAGCUGGUUGCUGGGCGACGACGGCCAGCUGAUGAAGGAGCUGUGGCAGGCGGCGGCCUGGCUCCGAGACACCGGCCACUUCUGUGUCUCUGCAGAGCUGUGCAGGCUGCUGUUCCCCGAUGGCGACGUCAGCGUUUGUUCCAGGAAACACCCCAAAACCCUCGAUCACACCGAAGGGGAAGCCAAAGCUGCCGCCGACGGCCUGCAGGCGCUGGUCCAUUACCACCGGCUGUACCAACACUGGUGGACGCACUCCGCCCAGAUCCGGAGCCCAGUUCCUCUCUCGCCGGCCGAUGGCGGCCCUGGAGACGGCGCGCAGGACGGAGCGCUGAACGGAGGCGUGUCGGCGCCAGAGGGGAGCGCCUGCCCGGCGACCGGGAGCUUUGGCGACCUGGACUUUGACGCGUCCGUGCUCCUGUCCGAGCAUCACGCCGCCUGCCAGGCCACUCAGCGGUCGGUGCGGGAAAUCCAGGAGCGGCUGGCGGCCAUGGUGCUGCAGCACAGCAGAGCCCAGGGAGGGCAGCUCCACCCUGGGGAGGAAGAGGCAGACGGGCCCGUGGUGCAGACCUCCACCGCCAGCGAGUCAUCAGACAGCCAACGGCUGGAGGAGCCCGAGACUCUGCUGUCUCUGUCUACCAAGAUGUCCCAACAGCAGAAACUGCUGGCCGACCUGCCUGACACCGUCAAGAUGUUUCCUCAUCCAGACGUGGUCGAGUGCUGCCUGGUUCUGCUGCACCUCAGCAAGUCUUCCCCGGCUGUCUCCGAGUCGCUCCGGCAACGGGCCAAAGAUCUGCUCCGCGAGCACGGGACCGGUCCCGCUGUCCUCAAAGCCUCCCGGCAGUUCCUCCCCUGACUCUCUCAGCAGUAGCACUGAAAGAAGCACUUCUACUGUACAGCUUUUUUUGUUGUUGAAUUAAAAGAAAACUUAUUACAAAAAUGAUGUUUA
Molecule: messenger RNA, 4930 nt
Organism: Perca flavescens (yellow perch)
Lineage: Eukaryota; Metazoa; Chordata; Actinopteri; Perciformes; Percidae
Gene: gemin5
Product: gem (nuclear organelle) associated protein 5
Exons: 28
Coding region: 467-4837 (1456 amino acids)
Biological process (GO): spliceosomal snRNP assembly
Cellular component (GO): SMN complex; nucleus
Molecular function (GO): mRNA 3'-UTR binding; protein binding
Source: RefSeq, a predicted model, not a curated record